Molecule: messenger RNA, 1116 nt
Organism: Penicillium diatomitis
Lineage: Eukaryota; Fungi; Ascomycota; Eurotiomycetes; Eurotiales; Aspergillaceae
Product: 3-deoxy-7-phosphoheptulonate synthase
Exons: 3
Coding region: 1-1116 (371 amino acids)
Biological process (GO): aromatic amino acid biosynthetic process
Cellular component (GO): cytoplasm
Molecular function (GO): 3-deoxy-7-phosphoheptulonate synthase activity
Source: RefSeq, a predicted model, not a curated record
AUGCCUCUUGUUAGCACUACCGAAGUCAACGAGGACACUCGUGUCCUCGGCUACGACCCUUUGCUGUCGCCACAAUUCCUUCAGACUGAGAUCCCCGCGCACGAGCGUGCCAUGCAAACCGUCCGUCGCGGCCGCAAUGAAGCCAUCGAGAUCAUUGAGCAGCGCGAUGAUCGUCUGCUCGUCAUGGUCGGUCCCUGCUCUAUUCACGAUCCCGACACGGCGCUCGAGUACGCCCGCCGUCUGAAGGAAGUCUCCGAUAAGCUCUCCAAGGACCUUUGCAUCAUCAUGCGGGCCUACCUGGAGAAGCCCCGCACCACCGUGGGCUGGAAGGGUCUGAUCAACGAUCCCGAUAUCGACGAGACCUUCAACAUCAACAAGGGUCUACGGGUCUCCCGCAAGCUCUAUGUCGACCUCACCAGUGCCGGGCUCCCCAUCGCCUCCGAGAUGCUCGACACCAUCUCCCCCCAGUUCCUUGCGGAUCUCAUUUCCCUCGGUGCCAUCGGCGCCCGCACCACUGAGUCCCAGCUCCACCGGGAGCUGGCCUCUGGCCUCUCCUUCCCCAUCGGGUACAAGAACGGGACCGAUGGCAACUUGGGUGUGGCUAUCGAUGCCAUCGGUGCGGCGGCCCACCCGCACCGUUUCCUCGGUGUGACCAAACAGGGUCUCGCGGCCAUCACCAAGACUGCGGGUAACGAGCAUGGUUUCGUCAUCCUGCGUGGCGGGAACAAGGGCACUAACUACGACCGGGAAAGCAUUCGCGCCGCGCGGGAGGCUCUCCGGGCCAAGAAGCAGCGCGAGGUUCUCAUGGUGGACUGCUCUCACGGCAACUCCAAGAAGAACCACCUCAACCAGCCCUUGGUCGCCAAGGAGGUCGCUGAUCAGCUGCGCGAGGGCGAGACCGGCAUUAUCGGUGUCAUGAUCGAGUCCAACAUCUACGAGGGUAACCAGAAGGUUCCUCCCGAGGGACCCUCUGCCCUCCUGCGCGGUGUCAGCAUCACCGAUGCUUGCAUCAACUGGGAAAUGACCCUGGAUGUUCUGAACGACCUGGCUGAUGGUGUGCGCGGUCGUCGGGCCUGCCUCGCGGCCAAGACCAACGGUGCCAACGGCACGCACUAA